UAUCACCGCCUAAAAUCCUCAAAUCUCUCUUGCUCCUCCGGUCUCCUCAAAUCUCUCCGUCGCUCUCUCAAAUUGAAAAACAUCAGAUUUCGUUGAAGAUUCCCCUGCUGCAAUCCACUCGUAGAGGCGCUGCAGAUUUCUCUCUCACUUCGCAGCAACAGAAAUGGUUCGUGGAGGAUAUGCAAGGCGUAUAUUUUCAUCUUUCAUUGACACACACCUUGAGGAUGUCUUGGACCUACCCGAUGCUGAAUUGCCCUCUGAUGCUGUUGAGGAACAAGAUAUAGGUGGGGGUCAGCGACUACCACCUCCACCGCGUCCUCUAGAUGAAUGUGGCCGAAAGUAUAUACUCCUCAGGAAUGGAGAAUUGUAUCCUUCAAGAGCUGCCGCCAAUAUAUGCCGUGAUAUCUUCCACAAGAUAGUUCACCCUGAUGCAUUCACCCGAAAAAAACUUUCUAAAGCUCACAUUGACAUUUACUGGACAGAGUUCAAGAAACACGCAAACGCAGAGAGCUUUGAUGAAAACCUCUAUAGGAUUGCCUUUGGUGAUAAAUGUAAAGAGAGAUAUGGGGAUUAUAUAUAUAAUUUGAAACAGAAGAAGAAAAAACCAGCGUACUUUACCCAGGCUUUGUGGAAUGACUACUGCAAUGCGUGGAAGACACGUGCUCAUGUUGAGGCAUCCAAGCGAUCAUCUAAAAAUCGCAAGCAAGGCCGGGAGACUGCUAUGGGCACACAUAGCAAUGGCUGUGUUUCAUUUGCUGAGACAGUAGAAAAGAUGACUAGAGAGAAUAACGGGAGGCGCCCUACAUUUUGGGAACUCUUCAACAAGACUCAUAGGCUAACCCAAAAAGACUCACAUGGGAUGUGCUCACAGCGCGCCGCGGAAAUUGAAGAGCAAGUUUAUGCAAAGGCUGAUGCAUUACUGGCACAAGGGGUUGAAAAUAUUGAUUACGAUGCAAUCUUUGCCGAUCUUUUUGGGAAGGUGAAGAAGAGGAAACAGGUCCCUGGUGCUGGACAAGCAACGAGCAUAUAUUUCCCGUUUGCUACUAGCUCGUCCACCUCUGCAGCUGCGCGCUCAGCUGAGGUCGAGCAACGAGUCCAGGAGUUACGCGAACAAGUCAGGGUUGAGGUUACAAAUGAGGUUCAAGAGAGAAUGCAGCUUGUGAUGCAGGACGAAAUUGCCAAAGUGCGUGAGGAGUCGGACAAGAAAACAGCGUCGUUGCAAGACCAGCUGAAGAUCCUUAGUGAACAGUUCAAUCAAUUGACAAGAGGCUAGAGUCCAUUUGAAGUGAAACAAUUAUUUUGAACUCCUUAACUAUCUUUUCCCGAAGUGAACCAAUUUAGUUUGAAUAGCCUAAUCAGCUAACUUCCUUUGAAGUGUAAAACUAUGAUAUUUUGUUUUAUGCAAUUUUUUGGAUCUU
Molecule: messenger RNA, 1418 nt
Organism: Salvia hispanica
Lineage: Eukaryota; Viridiplantae; Streptophyta; Magnoliopsida; Lamiales; Lamiaceae
Source: RefSeq, a predicted model, not a curated record